Molecule: messenger RNA, 1176 nt
Organism: Sclerotinia borealis F-4128
Lineage: Eukaryota; Fungi; Ascomycota; Leotiomycetes; Helotiales; Sclerotiniaceae
Source: the annotation of a GenBank genome assembly
AUGGCCACUACUUCCACAUCCACAAUUCACAACUCUAGGCAGUACUUUUACACAUCGACGAUGGAUUCCACAGCGGAUAAAGAAGAACGCAAGCGCGAGUACAAUCGUCUUGCACAAAGAGAAUUCCGCCGAAGAAGAAAGGAACAUCUCAAGAACCUCGAGCAUGCGCAGAAAGAACAGAGCUCCGAGCAAUCGGAAGAGAUUGAGCAUUUGAGAUAUCAGAACGACGAACUCAGAAGAGAGAAUGAAGUUCUUCGGGCACAACUUUACGGUUCAACCUCACAGGGUCUCCUACUUCAACCCGUAGGACAGAUUCCUUCCGAUCACCGACAAUAUUCUUUAUCCCCAUCUAUCUCCGGCGCAUCUAUUUCCAAUGCCGGUAGCCCUCCCGCUUCUCUAAGUUCAGACAUGAUGUCUAUGGGCUCCAUACCCAUGACAUCUACGAUGAUAUCACCUUCUACGUAUGCAUAUGCCGAUUCGGCAGCUCUGUCUUCUCAGCCAUACAAUAUGGUACAUCAAUCCGGCCUCCGUCCACAUAACUCACAAAGCUCACCUGAAAUAUCAGGGUACACACGAAAUCCUCGAUCUUCAAUGGGGUCUUCCUAUUUUCAACAACACCCAACUCUAAACAUUCCUCGUGCCGACGGUAGUGGAAACGCCACAACUCAACCAUCAAGAGGAUCUUCUGCAAAACAAAAUGUCUCGAUGGCCAUGAUGCCUUACGAUCGCAAAAAGGGAUGCACUCAAAUCCGAGAGCUAUUUCGCCCCCUCCUCUCCGAUCCCUCGAUUUUAAAUGGCUCCUCCCCCGACCAUCAUCUCGCCCUUCUCCGCUCCAUGACCGAUAUUCUCCCUACAACCCUCAAGCCCAACAAGUCGCAAUUAGAAACACCCCACUACUACGCUAUCGAUAUGAUCGCCUCUCCUUCAUUACGGGACCGUCUCAUGGCCUUAACAAGCGAUGUGGCGCAAAGCUUUAUUCGGGACUUUGGGAGUUGUAUUGGCGAGGCAGAUGACAUAGGACAAGUCAUCAUCUGGGGAGAUCCCUACAACGAGCUAUCGUGGGAAGUAUCACAACCGUUAUUGGAGCGAUGGGGCUGGUUACUCGGCCGGGAUUUUGUCGAUAGAAGUAAUGCAUGGAGGAUCCAACGAGGUGCUCCUCCCUUACCUGAAUGGUAA